AUGGUUAUGAUGCAGUCACCAAAUUUAUCUGAUUCAGGAAGACCAGAAAGUCCAACAAUGUCGUCUAAUCCAGGAUCACCAAUGAACAAUAACAAUAAUUUAAACACACCAAAUCAAGAGAAAAAGUUUCAGAAAACUGAGUCACAUUCACCGUCGAAUGGAAAAAUUAUUCGCUUUGAACCAGCAGAAGAUUCUGUCAAAGAUGUAAAGCCCAAAUUUAGUGUCUUAUCGGCAAUUAACAAAGAAAAUUCUUCGAAUUCGUCAUCAAAUCGUAACAGUUUAGAUCAAAUUCUUUACCCAAAACCAAACGAGCGUGAUUCAAAUGAGCUAAGUGCGAAAUUUUCAAUUGAAAGACUGAAGCAGCUUGCUGACCAAAGACUCAGUCCAUCGAAUAUCGAAAACAGCGGUUUAUCAAGUAAUAAAAUUUAUUCCAUCGACCACAGCGCUAAAUAUCAAAACAAUUCAAGUUUAAUUGUCACAACAACGGCUGCAAGUAUUGCAUUAAAUGCGGAACUACUUCAAUCACAAAUCAAUAGCCACCAUUCAGCAUUUUCAAACCACCAUUCACAUCAUUUGAAUGUUCUUAGCCACAGCAAUCAUUUAAAUAAUUUUAAGUAUGGUUUAAUCCCGACGGUGGGUGGAAAUGUUGGUCUUACGAUGACAAACAACAACAAUAAUAAUCCGAGUGAUUUAGACAUUGAACGAAUUAAAUUAGCACGAACACUUACCAAUGGCAAGGAGCUGUCAGAUUUUGGGUUUCGUAUACAGUUGGGUGGAUUGUCAACAGGAUAUUCUCAUAGUGAUACACACAGUGACAGCGAAGAAUUGAAUGUUGAUGGUAACGAAGACAGUUCACAUGAUGGAAAUUCGACAUGUCCGGUGGAUUUAACACGCUCGAUGGAUUCAAAGCCAAGCAUUGAAAGCAGUGAAAAGGAGACACCCAAGCGAUUAGCAUUUUCUGUUGAAAACAUCCUCGAUCCAAAUAAAUUUACCGGUAAGAAGCAUUAUGGACAAGGUGUUAAUGGCCAUCGCAUGUGGAAUAACAUUGAGCGUGAUGACAAAAUGGAUGAUGAUCAAAGCGAUGACCGCUCAAUGAAAGAUCUUAAUGAAAUCGAUCCCGAAGACUUGUGCGACGAUGUCUUGGGUAGUGAUAUUGAAGGCAGUGAAACAGAUUCAAAGAUCAGCGACUCGAAAAGAAAUGGAGAUGGAAAAUCUCAAGGCAACAAUUCAAAACCUCGAAGAGCCAGAACUGCAUUCACCUACGAACAAUUAGUUUCAUUGGAAAAUAAAUUUAAGACGACACGAUAUUUAUCAGUGUGCGAGCGUUUGAACUUGGCCUUAAGUCUUAGCCUUACAGAGACACAAGUCAAAAUAUGGUUUCAAAACAGACGUACUAAAUGGAAGAAACAGAACCCAGGACUUGACGUCAAUAGUCCAACAAUUCCGCCACCUUCUUCUGGAUCAUUCGGGCCGGGUUAUGCUAGCAGUCUCCUUUAUCCACAUACCGUGCCGUAUCCACCAUAUGGACCAUACUUUCAUCCUUUGAAUGGCCACAGUCACAGCCAUCAUAUUGGCCAUUCGCAUACAUAAUAACAACUACAUCAUCACCAUCAUCACGCUCCAAUUCCAAAGAAGGAUAGAUCGACAUCGGAAAAAUAGAGAAACCUUGAUGGUGAUGAGGAUUUUUAGUAAUAAUUUUUCUAUUAGUGAUGACAAUUCUCUUUUUAUUUUGUAAAGUCGUAAAGAGUUUCUUGAACAAUGAAGGGUAUCCGUUCCAUAAAUUAAAUGGUUAGCACACAUGCUUACUUAAACUUCUAUACAUAAAAAUGUGAAAAUAUCUAUGUAAAUAAGAAUAUGAAAGAAUGAAGUCUUAGAAUAAGGAAAGAAUUUUAAAUAAAACUUAAAUUGAGCUGAACAUUAAAUGAAGA
Messenger RNA from Clunio marinus, 1928 nucleotides. NCBI's taxonomy places the organism in Eukaryota, Metazoa, Arthropoda, Insecta, Diptera, Chironomidae. The record is from the annotation of a GenBank genome assembly.